AUGAUCUCUUACGUCUACUGGAAUCAAGAUGUCUCCACCUACCGAGUGACAUGUAUCAACAUUGUCACGCUCACUGGCACCGUCAUUGGUCAAGCGACGUUUGGCUUCCUCGCCGACAAGAAAGGUCGGAAGACAAUGUACGGGAUUGAGUUGCUCCUGCUCAUUGCUUCAACCUUGGGGGUGGUCAUGAGCUCUGAAGGCUAUAAUGAAAGCAUGAGCGUCUAUGCAUGGUUAAUUUGGUGGAGGCUCAUGGUUGGGAUAGGGGUGGGAGCGGAUUAUCCACUGAGCGCCGUCAUAACUGCAGAAUUUGCACCCACCAAACACCGAGCGCGCAUGAUGGCUUGCGUCUUCUUCAUGCAGCCGCUUGGGCAGAUCAUGGGGAACCUCAUCUCACUCGUCGUGGUCGCCAUAUCCCGCCACUCGAACCACGACGAUCUUCAGCGGUCCGUUGACAUCAUGUGGAGGUGGAUUAUUGGUAUUGGCGUGGUGCCGGGAGUGAUCGCUUUGCUUUUCCGCUUCGCCAUCCCGGAAACCCCUCGAUUUCUGCUCGAUAUCGAAGAUGACCCUGUCAAAGCCGAGUUUGACGCCACCCAGCUGUUCGGUGAGACUUCGGUGAACACCGAGAUGGAAAUCGGAAUGUGGUGUGAUUCUCUUGAAGAGUCCAACUUGUCCAAUCGGUCACUUGACGAACGUUCCGAUGCCAGACCCUCGUUUACAGUGACUCCAGCACCGCUAGCAACGCUCAACUCAUCCUGGAAAAUAUCGAAAGCAGAUAUCAAACAAUACUUCUGGACCGAAGGAAAUUGGAGAACUCUGGUCGCCGUGUCCCUGUGCUGGCUCCUGUUGGAUUUCGGAUACUACGGUAUUGGCCUGUCGAACCCCCAGUUUCUUGCCAAGACCUGGGGUAGCUUGCAAAUCUCCGCGUCCAGUCCCAUCUGGAAGACCAAUAGUGAUCCCAAUACUGACAUCUACAACAUGUUCAUGGACACGUCGGUGCAGGCGCUGGUCGUUUUGAACACCGGAAGCUUCGCUGGAGGAAUUUUGUGGAUCCUCUCGGCUUCCCGGCUAAACCGGGUGUCUCUGCAGAAAUAUGGGUUUCUGGCUCUGGCUGCUUUGUUUAUUGCAUUGGGCACCGAAUUCAUUGUGGUGCAGCAAGAAGGGGCUCUGGCAAUCACACUAUACGUGGUUGGACAGUUCCUGUUCAAUUUCGGGCCUAACUCAACAACAUACAUCAUUCCCGCCGAGCUGUUCCCGACUCGUUACCGAUGUACUUGCCACGGCAUCGCAGCGGCCUCUGGGAAACUCGGAUCGAUCUUGGUGCAAGUGUUUUCUCUCUACUACAAGUUCGGAUCCUCGUCACCGGGCGACAAUCAAACGAAGCGCUACGGGACGAUCCUCGUGGUCUUCAGCGCAUGCAUGAUCCUCGGUGCGGCGGUCACGCACUUUUUCAUCCCCGAGGUGCAAGAAAAGGCGAAACGGGGCUCCAUUUGGUCGGGCCGGAGUAAAACACUAGAAGCUCUUGCUCUGGGCCGAUGGAGAGAGCACAGCGAGUCGGUGAUCCGUUCGCGGCCAACGAGGAGUAUUGGCGUUGAUGGACUAUGA
Molecule: messenger RNA, 1602 nt
Organism: Cladophialophora psammophila CBS 110553
Lineage: Eukaryota; Fungi; Ascomycota; Eurotiomycetes; Chaetothyriales; Herpotrichiellaceae
Exons: 3
Coding region: 1-1602 (533 amino acids)
Biological process (GO): transmembrane transport
Cellular component (GO): membrane
Molecular function (GO): transmembrane transporter activity
Source: RefSeq, a predicted model, not a curated record